UUUUAAAACGACGUAGCUAAGAAAUAGAAAAGGGAGAACUCUAUUCUAUGACCCGUUUAUCCGAGAGGCUGGUCCGUUUGUUUCCGAAACCGACCCGUUUUCUCGCUCUUGUUUCUCUCUCCACUCUCCAUCAUCUCUGCAAGUCCCUCGCUCGCUUCCUACUCUCACAAACCCUACCCGCCACCAUGGACAAUAACAACCUCUUCUCCGAUUACUUCUCCGACGACCUCGAUUCCUCCCCCUACCGUCCCCACCGCCGCGACCACGACCACGACCACUACCGCGAUUUCGCCGCCCUCGAGCGCCUCUACCUCCUCCCCUACACCUGGUGGCUCGAAGAAGCGCAAAAAAAUGAAGAAGCUGAUCAUCGAGGAGAGGCCGUGCUUUAUACGGUGUCGUGCAAUUCCGAUUCCGAAGCCGAGAUUUUGCUUCAUCUCAGGAAGGAAGAGGACCCACACAACAACAACAUUGGGGUUUCUGCGCGUCAGUAUGCCUUGGUUCCCGAGGGACUUUGGUUGCGUGCUCUCAAACGGCAUAAUGAUUUUAAUAAUGCAGUGAAAGAUUUUGGAAGCAUCCCAUAUGAAGAGGACUGUUUGCCAGAUUUGUUCCCCUUGCAAGUUAAGAUAUUUGUUUCAUGGGAAACCAGUUUACUGGUAGCAAAGAUAAGCCAAAAGGAAAAUGUGGCUGCCUUCUAUGAGAAAGCUUGUGACAUUUUCAAUUCUGCAUAUAACCCUGUGCAUAUUUGGGACUUUUCCGGGCAGACAACCCAGUUCUUCUUGAAUGACAAAUCUAGGUUGCCAAACGAUUCUCCUGGUCAACCUAGAAAAGAGGUUGUUCUGGAGUUACAAGUUCAUGGACUUCCAGAUUCUAUGGGGGGUAAUGGGCGCAAUGAGAUGAUUUUAGAUAGGUCUCAGAUGGAAUGUUCACAUAGUGGCUCUGUUAUAGUGAAUGGAAGCACUGACAAUGUGAUCCCCUGCGUAUCAGUGACCAACCAUUUUCGAGGCAGUAGCUGUAGAGCAAUUCGAUCUUUGGGCUUGACAGGACUACAGAAUCUUGGAAAUACAUGUUUUAUGAAUAGUGCCAUUCAGUGUUUGGCUCACACCCCAAAGCUUGUUGAUUUUUUCCUUGGAGAUUAUCGUAAAGAGAUAAAUUAUGAAAAUCCGUUGGGAAUGAAUGGAGAACUUGCUCUAGCUUUUGGAGACUUGCUUAGAAAGCUGUGGGUUCCUGGAGCAGCACCCAUUGCACCAAGAACGUUUAAGAUGAAACUAGCUAAUUUUGCUCCUCAGUUUAGUGGUUAUAGCCAGCAUGACUCUCAAGAACUUCUUGCUUUUUUGUUGGAUGGAUUGCAUGAAGACCUUAAUCGUGUAAAACGCAAACCAUAUCAUGAAGUUAAGGAUGCAGAUGGUCGUCCAGAUGAAGAAGUGGCAGAAGAGUAUUGGCGAAAUCACCUUGCUCGCAAUGACUCCAUUGUAGUUGAUUUAUGCCAAGGUCAGUUUCGGUCGACAUUGGUUUGCCCUAUUUGCAAGAAGGUUUCGAUCACAUUUGACCCUUUUAUGUAUCUAUCUCUUCCUUUACCUUCUACUACGAUACGGACCAUGACUUUGACAGUCAUAAGCACUGAUGGGAAUACAUCACCUUCCGCAAUUACAGUAACAGUGCUUGAAAGUGGAACACUUAAGGAUCUUAUUGGGGCCUUAAGUGCUUCUUGUUCUCUGAGAGAUGAUGAAACCCUCUUGGUGGCUGAGAUAUACAGGAAUAAAAUUUUUCGAGUAUUUGAGGAUCCAUCUGAUUUGUUAGUUGAAAUUAGAGAUCAGGACAAACUUGUCGCUUACCGAAUGCAGAAGUGUAAUGAGCCUAGUCCCUUGGUUGUUUUUCUGCAUGAACAUUUGGCGGAAAAUUUUGGGAAGGAGAGGUUAGAAAACAGGUUGUUUGGUAUUCCCCUUGUUACAAGGUGGUCCAGUAUUUCCUGUGGAUAUGAUGAUGUUGAAAGGGAGUUUCUGAAGUUAAUCAAUCCAUUUCUGAUGCGCACUGAAGGUGUAUUAGAUGAGUAUGAUAAGAAUGAUGGUGUUAAAAAAAGAGUAAGUGAACAUGAUGAAUUGGGUGAUGCUACUAACUCUGCAGCAAUAGUAAAUGAUGCAGACUCAAACAGUGGAACAGAGGAUGACAUUCAUUCUUCAACUGACUUUGAAUUCUACUUGCAAGGAUUAGAGAGGGCCAAGAUAAUAGUGAACAAACCAUUACCACAAGUCACAAUGUCGUCUGGAAGGCUGCCUGCGGUAGUUGUCUUGUGGUCAGAUAAGAUGCUUAAAAUGUAUGAUACAUACCUGCUUGAUUCAUUGCCUGAGGUUUUCAAGCCCCAGCUAUUUGCCAAGAGAAUGCAAGAAUCAGUUUCUAUUUACAAGUGCCUUGAAGCUUUCUUGAAAGAGGAACCUCUUGGGCCAGAAGACAUGUGGUACUGUCCUAACUGCAAAAAUCCUCAGCAAGCAUCUAAGAAACUAGAUCUUUGGAGAUUGCCUGAAAUUCUUGUUGUUCAUUUGAAGAGGUUCUCAUUCAGCCGAUACUUCAAGAACAAGCUGGAAACAUUUGUUGAUUUCCCAAUUAAUGAUCUGGACUUGUCAACAUAUGUAGCCCACGGGAAUAACCAGUCUUCCAACCGCUAUGUGCUAUAUGCAAUUAGUUGUCAUUAUGGAGGGUUAGGAGGAGGUCACUAUACAGCAUUUGUCCGUUAUGGCUAUGAUAAAUGGUAUGAUUUUGAUGACAGCAGGGUCGAAUCUAUUAGUGAGGACAUGAUAAAGACUCCUGCUGCUUAUGUUCUUUUCUACAGGAAAAUUUAGAUGGAAAUUUUAGAUGCAAUUGUGUAAUUAGUGAUAUAGCAACAUGGGAUGCUUGAGGCUUUUCAGACCUUUUGCCUAUACAUGCAGUUGUCUGAUUUCCUCAAAAUUGCUGCUUUAAGCGGGUACCAGUUGGGUUUUACUGAGACAAGUGAAGAGAAAUGCAAAGAAUUUAAGAUUGUACAGCUUUUAGAAGCUACAGGCAAAAAAAGAGGGUAGGACUUCAAUUUUUAAACCCGGAAGGAUAGAUUAUUACAUAUGUCGGACAUGUAUAUAUGCAUCCUGAAAAUAUUUAACCAUUUUUUUAAAGCAGAUGUAGCUUGGGUUCUUUUUAAGUCAUGAUUAUGUUAGAUAUGGAAAAUUACACAUUUUUUUGCCUCCGUGGUUCAAUCCCAUUCUUCUUGGUGCUCUUUGGUUAGGCCAAAAUUGCCCGUGCUUUCAAGUUGUAUGUCUGACUUGUUCAGUUAAUGCUAUACAUUUCCUAUCUUCGGUAGGGAAACGUCGAUAUAUUGUAUUUCAAUUUUUUACUCACAAUUGUUUGUAAGUGUUGAAUUAGCAAUAUCUGAAACUGAAAUGCUUGAGAAAUA
This is a messenger RNA of Glycine soja, 3418 nucleotides long. Its product is annotated as ubiquitin carboxyl-terminal hydrolase 8-like. The record is from RefSeq and is a predicted model, not a curated record. Gene Ontology annotation, molecular function: cysteine-type deubiquitinase activity. Gene Ontology annotation, biological process: protein deubiquitination. Lineage: Eukaryota; Viridiplantae; Streptophyta; Magnoliopsida; Fabales; Fabaceae. The coding region runs from base 48 to 2834 and encodes 928 amino acids. The transcript is spliced from 12 exons.